AUGAAUUACGUGGCACAAGGACAAUUGAAAGAACUGAAGGCGAUGUGUCAUUCUGGCUUCGAUCCCAAUUUUCAAGAUUCGAACGGAAGGACACCACUAACGCUGGCCUGUUCAACACCGGACCGCAGAAAUAUUAUCAUGGCGUUGGUUGAGCAUGGAGCGCACAUUGAUUUUCGAAAUAAAGAUGGACAGGUAAAUGCCAAAAAGUUAAGAAGUUACGUGGUAUUAAAGUAG
Molecule: messenger RNA, 234 nt
Organism: Gongylonema pulchrum
Lineage: Eukaryota; Metazoa; Nematoda; Chromadorea; Rhabditida; Gongylonematidae
Source: the annotation of a GenBank genome assembly